Messenger RNA from Lottia gigantea (owl limpet), 600 nucleotides. RefSeq lists its product as hypothetical. The transcript has a single exon. The annotation marks the transcript as partial. The record is from RefSeq and is a predicted model, not a curated record. NCBI's taxonomy places the organism in Eukaryota, Metazoa, Mollusca, Gastropoda, Lottiidae.
AUUGACGGCGUGUUUGUCAUCCGGCCAACUAUAGCUUAUGCACCAUUUCAAGUCCGAUGUAUUAUGGAAAAUGGUGGGUAUACGGUGAUACAAUCAAAUACCAUCAACGACAUCGCCAACUUCAACCGAACGUGGCAAGAAUACGUCGAAGGAUUUGGUACGCUCACUGGAUCGCAUUGGUUAGGUUUGGACAAAAUGCAUAAUAUAACGUUUGGUCGUUUACAAGCUGCACACUUCUACGCAAAAGCUAUGUCCAGUCCAGAAUAUUAUGUAAGAGUAUACAUUGGUUUUAGUGUUGAAGAGAACUAUAAAAUGGAUUACAAUUUCCACCUAUUAGCAGACGGAUACAACGAUCUCGGCGAUUCCUUGAAUCCUUCAAGGGGACAACUGUUUACGACCUACGACGUGGACAAUGAUAAAAGUACAACUAACUGUGCGGUACGAUACGGGGCAGGUUUUUGGUUCAACAACUGUGCAUUUUGUAACCCUAAUGGAGUAAUUGAUGGAAUGACCGAGUCAGCUGAUACCAAAUAUGCUUACUGGUCAACUCUCGGAUCGGACAUUAUCACACAGUUCGAAAUACGUCUACAAAAAUACUAA